Lodderomyces pseudojiufengensis is the source of this 1413-nucleotide messenger RNA. RefSeq lists its product as uncharacterized. The transcript has a single exon. Gene Ontology annotation, biological process: endoplasmic reticulum unfolded protein response; retrograde protein transport, ER to cytosol. Lineage: Eukaryota; Fungi; Ascomycota; Pichiomycetes; Serinales; Debaryomycetaceae. Gene Ontology annotation, cellular component: endoplasmic reticulum lumen. The record is from RefSeq and is a predicted model, not a curated record. The coding region runs from base 1 to 1413 and encodes 470 amino acids.
AUGCACAAUAAAGUUCUACUUCUGCUACUAGUAUUCGCAUCUCAUUUACUAGCUUACACAAGUCAAAAACCUAGAAAUCGAAUAACAUUUGAAGAUGUUUCCAUACCACUUGACGUUGCAAAUAAGUUAGUUGAUUUAAAUGAUCAAGUAAUUGAAAAAGGUCAUUUCGAAAUUAUGCAAAAUCAAAAACAACAAUCGUACCUAUGUCAUAUACCAACUGAAAAAGCGAUCAACAUUACAAGACCAAUCUCCACCAUCCCAAUACCGGAAUUAAAAGUGAAAGCUAUGCUGGCCAUACAAGAAACAUUUGAUGACGGUAAUUGUACGUUUGCAUUAUUAAAUUAUUGGACAUUAGGAUAUUGUUUUGGUGAUAAAGUUAUGCAAUUUCAUGAAGACGCAAAAGACUUUUUGAGUGGAAAUCAUAGAGCUCAAUUACCAAAUCAUGUAUAUAUACUAGGUAAGUUUCCAAAUGUUGUAUCAUAUAAAAAAACAAGAAUAAAAAAUCAGAAUCGUGGUCAAAAAGUAACAUUAAAUUCAAAUGAUUUCACUAUAUUUGAAGGAGAGUUUAGUUAUUUUGGAGAUAAUGAUAUAGACUCGUCGACUAAUACUCAAAAAUUUAUUAAACAUACUUUAUUUGACGGUGAAUUAUGUGAUUUGACUCUACAACCUAGAACCAUAGAUAUAGUUUAUAAAUGUGAUGAAAAUUAUAAAACUGCAGGAAUAAUGGAAAUGCAAGAAAUUAAAACCUGUCAAUAUCAAAUGAUUGUCAAUGUACCUAAACUUUGUCAAAUUGAAGAAUUUAAAAAGAAUGUGAUACAUGAUAAUAUCGUUGACGUUAGCUGUAAGAAUAUUGACAGUAAUGAUAAAUUUGUUGGUAACAACAUUACUUAUGAUGAUUUUUAUCAAUUUAACGAAUCAACAAAAGCAAUGGGAUCUAAGAUUGACGUAAACGACUAUUUUUUAAACUCAUUAGGUGAUGGGUUUAGUAUAGGAAGUCCAAAAAUCAAAUUUUUAUCUGAUGAAUCUUACAAAGAUCGAUUGAUAAUAGUAAAUGCCAAAUAUAAUGAUGAUGAGGACAUCAUACAAAGAUUUGGUAAAUUAUUUAUUUCAGCAUUAGAGAGAAAACUUCCAUCACCCAUUAUGAUCAGUGAAAAUGUUGCAACUACUUUAAAUUGGCGCGAUAGUUUUAUAAUUUGGAUUGAAAUUUAUGACCUUUUUGGGAAUUUUAUGGGAUUAUACAGAAUUGAAAGAGAUGGGUCAAAUGAAAAACGACAAAUUAGUAUACAAAAAGUAAAUAUGGAGACAGGAAAAGAUCAAGAUGACAUAGAAGUUGAUAUCAGAUAUUUACAUAAUCCAAAUGCAAAAUGGAAUUACGAGCAUUUCCAGCGACCAGAAAGUACAAACAACGAGUAA